Coregonus clupeaformis (lake whitefish) is the source of this 2240-nucleotide messenger RNA. RefSeq names its product guanine nucleotide-binding protein G(I)/G(S)/G(O) subunit gamma-12-like. The record is from RefSeq and is a predicted model, not a curated record. Gene Ontology annotation, biological process: G protein-coupled receptor signaling pathway. The transcript has 4 exons. Gene Ontology annotation, cellular component: heterotrimeric G-protein complex. Gene Ontology annotation, molecular function: G-protein beta-subunit binding. Bases 594 to 812 code for a protein of 72 amino acids. Lineage: Eukaryota; Metazoa; Chordata; Actinopteri; Salmoniformes; Salmonidae.
GUUUCUUGAAUUCAAUUUGGAGUCUACAAAUUAUUUGUAAAUGUGUUCCGGACCCCCGACCAGCCGCUCAAGAACAAAUCGAACCGCGGCUGAAUCUAGUUGAUGAUCCUUGGACUAAACACUGUAAAUCUAGCUAUGAGAUUGAGGAACAGGCAGGCAGGCUCACAUGCAGAGGGCGCCCUGCAUAUUGAGAAGGAAAGAUGGGAAGAAAUGACACAAUUUCUGUCCUCCAGCCAGCGUUCCCACGAUUCCAUGAAUUCAGAAAGAAGGUCGUUCCUCCUGUCUGUCACCCAGCUGCGCAGCUCAGCGAAAUCGCGGUAGGUGCAAAGGCGACGGAGUUGGUCAUAACAGGAGGUUUAUGUUGAUUGAAAAAUUAUUUAUUACUUUUUACACAAGAAAGGCUACACGAUUCGAUUUUCACGGACUUCAACAUACUUUAUCGAUUCCAAGAAGCCAAUAAAAACAGGUUUUUGACAAUUUUACAGCCCUAGACCUUUUCCACUUUGCGCUUGGAACCGAGGCCAUAACACAGAUAAAGCCACUCACAAACUGCUGCUUAUCCCAAAUUGUUGAAGAGGUGUGUGGAGACCAACAUGUCUUCGAAGAUGCAGAGUUCCAAUAACACUGCCCAUGCCAGGAGGGCAGUCCAGCAGCUGAGAAUAGAGGCCAGUAUUGAGAGAAUUAAGGUGUCCAAGGCCUCAGCAGACCUGAUGCACUACUGUGGAGAACACGCUAAAUACGACCCUCUACUCAUGGGUAUCCCAGCCUCUGAAAACCCCUUCAAAGACAAGAAGCCAUGCACUAUAUUAUAGUAGCGGGACAGCUGAAUUCUCUUUGCUUUUUUAUUUGUAUUCUUUUAUAGAGAGAAAUAUGACGUUAAUACCGGUACACUAUUUGGCUUAAAGCCAGCCCAGCCCCACUCCCCAAGUUUCCUUGUACUUCAGGUUGAUUCCAAAAUGUUACCCUAGGGCUCAUAGGGCUCUGGUCAAAAGUGGUUUACUAUAUAGGGACUAGGGUGCCAUUUGGGACUGAUUCUUACUCUCCUUUAAACAUGUGCCAUUUUGGUAGGAUCAGAAUCAUUGGUCCACUCUCUUCAUCAGAUACAACUAAGACCAAAGAGCACCAUGAGGAAAAAUGCAACAAGUAAUUUGUGACCCAAAAACAAAGCUUUUAGUUUAGUUCAAUCAGUCAUGAAUAAAUAAGAGCUCAUUCUAAGACUCCUCAACAGAGACUGGUGUUCUUUCAGAUUGUUAUCUGAUGUUAUGCAGACUAAAGACCAGCUGGGUUUGAACUGGGGGUUCCCCACUUUGUAAUGUUUACACUGUAAAAUAUUUCCUUUAAAAUGUACAUCAACUUACUGGCAGCAAUUGGCCAGUAAGUUACUGGAAUUUAUUUUACAGUACAGCUACUGUAAUCCAUUUUACGGUAAUUCAUUUUACGGUACCAAAAAUGUUACUGUAAUCCAAUUUACAGUAUAUUACUAGAAUUACCCAUGCAGCGACAUAUUACCCAGUGUUCUUUGCAAGUUUUCAUUUUUAGAUUUACAUUUUGGUACCGGUAAUUUAGCAGGCACUCUUGGCCUAAGCAACUUAUCACAGUCAUAGCAAGUAAAACAUUUCUUUAACCGUUGCUGAAAAUGUUGUUAUAGUUAAGGAUGCAUUGGUCUUCAAAAUAAUUGUAAUUACAACAAGAUAUCUCAUGAUAUAUCAAAUCAAAUCUUUUUAUUUUUUUUCUGACUAUCUCUGGAUUGUGCCAAUACAAUACUGAGAUAUUUACGGUAAUUUGAUUCCUGAACAAUGAAACACAGAACAAUACAGUAAAAGUGACCUAUUAAACUGUAACAAAAAUAUUUAUACAGUAUCUUACUGUAAUUACAAGGGAUUAGAGCAAGCAGUAGACUGUGGGCAUUUGCAAAUUACAGCAUUUGAAUGAAUACUACGUGUUUUAUAUCACUUCUAGAGGCCUAAACAAAGGCUUCCAAACUGGCCAAACUGAUUACAGGGCAAAACAGAUCAAACGGACAUGGAUAAAUAGUCAACCAUUAAAAGGUUUAAGACCCACUACCAAUCUGAUCUGUUCCCUUUAUGCAUAACAUUUUUAGGGAACUACUACGCAAUGUCACUUAAAUUGGUACAGGACUCUCACUAACAGGUGCAACAAGUAUAGCCACUUAUAAGGCACGCCUUAAAAUAUGUUAAUGAGCCAACAAUUAAUAAUAUCAUAAUAAUAUGCCAUUUAGC